AUGGAUCUUGCUGCUAUUGAAAUUCGAGCACUUGUAAAACAAGCACAUGAACAUUAUAUAAUGAGCUAUGCCAGCAAAAUUGGACGAGCUCUAAUACGUCCUAUAAAACGAAAGGAAACAAUGGAUACUUAUAUGCCAUCGUCAAAUCCAGAGGAAUCGUCACUAUUUCAACCUGCUAUUAAACGAAAACUUAUUGAAGAUAAAGAAGACCAACAAGAGCAACAGCAACUAAUUACAAAUGGUCAACUGAUCGUUGUUUCUGAUCAUAAUGAUGAUGCAAUGAUGCCCGACGAAACACGAGAACCACGUCUUGACCACGUUGAAAUUUUUGUUAAUCAUAUAUGUGAACGAAUGCAAACUCGAAUAUCAAAAGAUCAAAAUGCAAAAAUUCAUGAAGAUUCCAGUUGA
This is a messenger RNA of Rotaria sp. Silwood1, 408 nucleotides long. Lineage: Eukaryota; Metazoa; Rotifera; Eurotatoria; Philodinida; Philodinidae. The record is from the annotation of a GenBank genome assembly.